UAUAUUAGAGUAAAAUAUCCAUGUGUCUCAGAACUACUCAACGCGUGCUCUGCUGGGUUGAGUUGAAGAAAUAUAAAAUUGUACAACUUAAAUAGAAACUGAACCGUGUGAUAUAAUGAGUUUUUAAUCCAAUUUCUAAGUUAGCAAGGAAGAUGACCUCUUCCGGUGUUUCGGAAGACAAUUCUCAAGCGGAUCUCUCGGCUCGUGUUUCUGUGCCAUUCCCGUCGAACAGAGACGCAGAGAUAGUGUACAACUCGCUGCGAAUUGACUCGGACCCGAAGAGGUCUGGCUGCUCCAAGAAGCUUGGUUUGGAAGGAAACGUGCUCACAGUGCAUUUCACUGCUAAGGAACCGAAACACCUGAGGGUUGGCGUCAACUCUUUUUUUGACUUCUUGAUACUCGCUAUCAAAACUGUCCACCGUUUCGGCCCAGCCUCUUGAGCCUCUUCACUGUGACAUGUUUCAAUAGGCUUUUCCAACAAACAUUGCUAACAUGGCCAUCAAAACACCAGCACCUUUGGCCAGCAGGGCCAUCUAUGGCUAUGUGCUCUAUGUGUCGUGCCACUUGGGACUUGCCCUGUAUGUGCUUUGGGCAUAUAUCCCGAGUUCUUGGCUGAGGGCAAUGGGCAUCACCUACUUUCCGGACAAAGUGUGGGCCAUUGCUGUGCCUCUUGCCGGUGUUGUGGCUGUGUUGUUGUUUGGCUUCUGUCUCUACCCUGCGAUCAUUGCCUUUGCCACAGCCCCGAUGGACUCUCCAUCCACCAUUUGCGACAAGUACUCUGUUUACGAGUACAGAAAGCCACCCAUUGAUGGUGCCAUACCACCUAUCAAGGAUGUCCACAUCUCACAGGUGUGCCGAGAAUUGUAUGGGCAUUGAUGCGAGAAUUAAAAGCUCCUGUUACCAUUUUUUCAAA
This is a messenger RNA of Rhipicephalus microplus (southern cattle tick), 913 nucleotides long. Its product is annotated as Threonyl-carbamoyl synthesis 6. Gene Ontology annotation, molecular function: phosphatidylinositol N-acetylglucosaminyltransferase activity. The record is from RefSeq and is a predicted model, not a curated record. Gene Ontology annotation, cellular component: endoplasmic reticulum; EKC/KEOPS complex. Lineage: Eukaryota; Metazoa; Arthropoda; Arachnida; Ixodida; Ixodidae. Gene Ontology annotation, biological process: GPI anchor biosynthetic process.